Molecule: messenger RNA, 1519 nt
Organism: Drosophila gunungcola (fruit fly)
Lineage: Eukaryota; Metazoa; Arthropoda; Insecta; Diptera; Drosophilidae
Product: prolyl 4-hydroxylase subunit alpha-1
Exons: 9
Coding region: 140-1438 (432 amino acids)
Biological process (GO): peptidyl-proline hydroxylation to 4-hydroxy-L-proline
Cellular component (GO): endoplasmic reticulum
Molecular function (GO): procollagen-proline 4-dioxygenase activity; iron ion binding; protein binding
Source: RefSeq, a predicted model, not a curated record
UCGAAAGUUGGUUUCUGUUCUUUUGAAUUUUUUAAUAAUAGUCGCAUCCGAAGAGACGAGUAAAGAUAGCCCUAAGGACAUAAUCUACUCAAUUUCGAUUAGAGCCCUGUCAGAGCUCCGGGAGAUUGAAAAUUCAUAUAUGGAGCAUUUGACCAACUUUGCUAGCUCUCUGCAACAUAAAGUAGAUGUACUCAAAGUGUUUAUUGACUCCGUAACGUAUGAAUCUAAUGGGGGAAAAGCGGAUCGAAUUCGUUAUGUGUCCAAUCCCUUAAAUUUCUUUCGACUUGUGAGGCGAACUCAUGAAGAUUGGUCAAAGUUGAUUACAUUCAUAAGAGAUCAAAAAAGCGUUAAUGUUCACAUUGAGGAAAUGCAUAAACUUGUGAAUCGUACCCCAAACUCAGAGGAUAUGCAAGAGGCCUUGUUGGGAAUGGAUAGGAUAGAACAUUUCUAUGACCUCAAGUCUUCGGAUAUGGCCAAUGGUCUUGUGUCGGACCAACAACUCCAAACCCAAAUGUCAUCACCUGAUUGUCUGGUUUUAGCAGACUAUUUGUACAGUCAAUCGGAAUUUAGACGGGCUGCCCAGUGGUACCGACUAGCAUUGAAUGCUAUAUCGGAGCCCCAGAAUAAUAUUUUUUGUCAGUUUUACGUUCCACAACGAGAAAAGCUCCGAAAAAUGUUUGUCAUGAGUCGUCUUCAAGAAGGUUCCGUCGACCACUUAAGUGACUAUAUGAAAGAACUAUCCCAAGACCCUGGGCUUCCUCUGGUCCAUUUAAAGGCAAAGCCAAUUGCCACGGCCGUGGAACGUGGAUGCAGAGGGAAGUUUCCACCAGGUCCUCAAUUGCAGGAGGAGAUCAGCCGGAACCCGCUUAUCUGGCUAUACCACGAUGUGAUUUAUGACAGCGAGAUCGCUCAAUUAAAGAACUUGACCCGGGAUGAGAUGAUCCAGGGUAUUACUGAUAACUAUACAACCCCGGGCAAAGCAAGUCGCCUUUUUCACCUCAAAGCCACCGACGACGAUGGCGGAAAGUUGGACAAAGCGUUGGUAAAUCGUAUGGCGGAUAUAUCGGGUCUGGAUGUCGGCAAUACCACAUCAUUGGCUAGAAUCAAUUAUGGCCUUGGCGGCUAUUUUCCAGAGCACAGUGACUACACGGACCUCAAGAUGCAUCCGGAACUGAUCGAGGAGGGGGAUCGAUUAAUAACGUUUUUAUUCUAUAUGACCGAUGUCCCAGUUGGUGGUGCCACCAUUUUCCCCGAAGCCGAAAUUGCCAUACAGCCGAAGAAGGGAUCUGCUCUUUUCUGGUACAAUCUCCACAAUAAUUGCGAACCGAAUCCGUUGACCAGACACGCCGUUUGCCCCAUGACUGUGGGCAGCCGAUGGGUUUUAGUCAAGAGCAUGCUGAACUAUGACCAUAUGUUUAAAAAGCCUUGCUACAAGUAGAACACCCCAAAAACACAUGAAUUAAAACCUUUCCGAUUUUAAAGCUACACUUUAGUUUUAUUAGGUCAAAUGCAAAGGAUA